UGUUUUGAUGGAAAAGAAAAACAUUUUAAUUAGAGAGAUAUAAUAAACUUAAAUAAUUUUGAAAAGAACUGUUGUUGAAGCUUGCUUGUUUAUUAUUAGCCAGCAUAACUUACGAAUGUAUGAUGUUACGUCCUGCUACUUGCUCAUGGUUUAUUUCCUUAAGAAGAUUCGGCUCAACCAAUCUUCCUCCUCCACCUGAAUCUCUCACUACACCUGAAUCUCACAGCCUUCUCAACAGAGUCCGUCUGCUCGCAACUUGUGGCCGUCUUGAUCAAGCUCUUUCCCUCUUCUACGCCAACGGAGAAACUCAUUGCGAUCAAAUUUACGCUUCUUUAUUCCAUGAAUGCGCCCGCCAUGGUUCCCUCAGAGAAGGUGUAUCACUGCAUCACUACAUGGUUGGCCACAGCCCCACCACCCAGCAUAACCUCUAUGUUACAAACCACCUUCUUAACAUGUACUGUAAAUGUGGCUACUUGGAUUAUGCGCAUCAGUUGUUUGAUAAAAUGCCUGAGAGAAAUCUUAUUUCUUGGACUGCUCUCAUCUCUGGGUAUGCACAAUGUGGACUGACAGACAAUUGCUGUAGGCAUUUUACGAGAAUGCUGUCAGAAUUUCGUCCCAAUGAGUUUGCAUUUGCAAGUGUCCUAACUUCAUGUGUUGAAGGUUAUGGUCAAUUUGGGCUGCAGGUCCAUGCUCUUGCUUUGAAAAUGUGUUUGGACGCAUGUACUUAUGUUGGGAAUGCUCUUAUUACCAUGUAUAAAAGGAGUGGCAUAUGUGAUGGAACAACCGAUGCUUGGACUGUGUUUAAGUUCAUGGAGCAUCGAAAUACCAUAUCGUGGAAUUCAAUGAUUUCCGUGUUUCUGUUUCAUGGGCUUCGAGCUCGAGCUAUGGAUCUUUUCACUCAAAUGCAUAGCAAGGGAAUUAGUUUUGACCGGACCACACUUCUCAGCAUUUUUUCUUCUUUUUUAAGCAACGACAACAACACCGAUAUGUUUUUCAGAUUUUGUUUUCAAAUGCACUGUCUUACUGUCAAAACUGGCUUUGUAUCAGAAGUCAAGGUGGCUACUGCUCUAAUAAAGGCUUAUUCAGAUCUCGGAGGGAAGGCUGCAGACUGUUAUAAGCUCUUCCUCGAGACAAGUUGUGUAUGGGAUAUUGUUUCAUGGACUAGCAUUAUAACAAUAUUUGCAGAACGGGAACCAGAGAAAGCAUUACUUCUGUUUUCUCAAUUGUUUCAAGAAGGUCUAGUUCCAGACUGGUAUACAUACUCUAUUGUCUUAAAGGCUUGUGCAGGUCUUGUGACAGAGCGUCAUGCCUCAGCAGUUCAUUCUCAAGUUAUUAAACUGAGUUUUGAAGGUGACACAGUUCUCGCAAAUUCCUUGAUCCAUGCCUAUGCUAGGUGUGGUUCCAUUUCCAUGUCUAAGCAAGUGUUUGAUGAAAUUGAAGACCGUGAUAUAAUUUCUUGGAAUUCCAUGAUCAAGGCUUAUGCCUUACAUGGACAAGCUAGAGAGGCCAUACAGCUCUUUUGUCAAAUAAACAUUAAACCUGAUCCCACUACCUUUGUUGCUCUUCUUUCUGCUUGUAGCCAUGCUGGAUUGGUAGAAGAAGGAAUUAAGAUGUUUGAUUGUAUGCAAAGAAGUUAUAGCAUUGUUCCUCAAGUUGAUCACUACGCCUGCAUGGUUGACCUUUACGGGCGUGCAGGGCGAAUUCAUGAGGCUGAGAAACUUAUUGAUGAGAUGCCAAUGGAGCCAGAUUCUGUGAUUUGGAGUGCACUUAUUGCAUCAUGUAGGAAGUAUGGGAAUACUCAGUUGGCCAAGUUUGCGGCGGUUAAGCUAAAGCAAUUGGAGCCUAGAAAUUCGUUAGGCUAUGUACAAAUGUCAAACAUACAGUGCUACAGUGGUAACUUUGAUGAAGCAGGUGCUGUUUGGAACGAAAUGAAGGACUAUCGAGUGAGAAAAGAACCUGGAUUAAGUUGGGUUGAAGUCGGGAAUCGGGUUCAUGAGUUUGCCUCAGGAGGUCAACGUCAUCCAGAGAGGGAGAUUAUAUGCAGCAAGCUUGAAAGACUAAUAGGGAAAUUAAAGGAAAUGGGUUAUGUUCCAGAGACGAACUUGGCCUUGUAUGAUUUAGAGGAGGAACAAAAGGAAGAGCAUUUGUAUCAUCAUAGUGAGAAACUUGCAUUGAUGUUUUCUGUAAUAAAUGAAGGUCAUUUAAAUGCUCGUGGGAGUGUCAUAAGAAUUGUAAAGAACAUCAGGAUUUGCGUGGAUUGCCAUAAUUUCAUGAAACUAGCAGCAAAUCAUCUUCAAAGGGAAAUAAUGGUGAGAGAUUCAAACCGCUUUCACCAUUUCAAAGAUGGAAUAUGCUCUUGUAAUGACUACUGGUGAGAAACUAGUUCCAGACUAGGGAUUUCUCCUGGUGCCAUAAUCACAAACAUAGACAUCAAUGGAUGGAUUGAAGUCAUCUUAUCGAUCUUUGUAAAUAAUUGUUGCUGCAGUUCUCUUGAUCAUCCAAGAUUGAGUGCUAUUGCUAUCUGGUGAAUACUUACAUCAGUGGACUGUCAUAAAUUUGACAAGUUGCCUCAAUUUGAUGAUCAAACCAAAGGCAUCUCUAGUCAUUGAGCACCAAUCCUUACGAUACAUGUGCAGUUGAACGAGAUGAACUGCAUCAUAUUUAUUAGAACUGGACCCAGCAUACUGAGAAUUAUUUGGAAGUGAAAAUAUUUUGAGAGUGGACUUGGUUGGAAUUCGGAGAAAAUUUUAUAUUUCCUCAAAAUUUUAUAUUACAUCGAAGUCUUUUUUCUUCCUACGACCAAUACUGUUGGCUCCAACUUCGGAUAACCAGCAGUAUUCCUAGUAAAGUUGCUGUAAUCAUUUAUUGAAAAUAAAAAAUCUAACGAGAACUGAAGUUGCUGCAUACUGAUCAAA
Molecule: messenger RNA, 2915 nt
Organism: Cannabis sativa
Lineage: Eukaryota; Viridiplantae; Streptophyta; Magnoliopsida; Rosales; Cannabaceae
Product: pentatricopeptide repeat-containing protein At1g71420
Exons: 1
Coding region: 120-2375 (751 amino acids)
Biological process (GO): RNA modification
Molecular function (GO): zinc ion binding; protein binding; RNA binding
Source: RefSeq, a predicted model, not a curated record